This is a messenger RNA of Nicotiana tabacum (common tobacco), 2469 nucleotides long. RefSeq names its product AT-rich interactive domain-containing protein 1-like. NCBI's taxonomy places the organism in Eukaryota, Viridiplantae, Streptophyta, Magnoliopsida, Solanales, Solanaceae. The record is from RefSeq and is a predicted model, not a curated record.
ACAACUCAUUUUCCAACUUUCUUUUUGGUGCAAAUCUUAGAUCUCUCGCAACCCUCUCUCAUAAGCCAAACAACAAAAACUUUCUAUUGAAUAAAAAGAGGGCUUAGAAAACCAAAGGGGCAAGAAAAGAAGGCCAAGAAUUUGACAAUAGAGAAAGAAGAUAUGUCACACCCUACCCUGUCCUUCCAAUAAGGAUCUGAACGAAAACUACUGGACUAAGACGAACCCAUAACUAAUGCAUUAGGUCCGCCCCUGAGUGGGUCUUGAGGUGUUGCUGGUAACAGUGUGGUUUGGAGUCAGGUUCUGACUUGGUUGUGAAAUUGACGUACUACUGUCUAAUUGAAAGAAUGCAUGAAGUGUAUGAGGAUUCAACCGAUAACCUUAACGAGUGGUGGCAAUCAUAAGCGAUUUAGGAUUUGAACUUUAUGAGUUCCGCUUUCUAGGACAACGACCUCAAGUGCUAACUAUUGAGUUCGAAAUUUAAUAUUUGUAUAUAUUUGGUGGAUUUAUUACCAUAUAUACAAGUUCUGAACCAAAAUUACUAGGUUCGCCCAACCCAUACAAUACACUGUACGUGUACAUCCUUGCUGGUGGCAACCCUCUUUGAUUGAUCAAAACAAGUGAAUUGUGCUUAGACAAUAACGCAAAGAGUGAAGUGAGAAAGUGUGGUUGGCUUUUGGGUAGGGUUCAGAUGGAACUUGAGCUGGAUUUGAGGGAGAUUUUAAUGAAAAUUUCAGAUGAAAAGAACAAAAAUGAGGGAGGAUAUGCAAAUGUUGACUUGGCUAAGAGUGAGUUUGAUACUGUCAAACAGCUUUGCAAUGAUAUCGAAGCUGAUGAUUUUGUUUUCAUCAAUAAACACUCUAAGAAAUUUGAUGGAAAUAUAAGUCCGGACCUUAAUGAAUGUAUACUAGAGGAUGUUGAUGAAAAGAGCAGUGUCGGUCAUGAUGAUAAAUGUUCGAAAUUUGUCAGUGGAAGACGAAGUGAUGAUUGUGGCACAGAUGAAAUUAGGCAAAUGAAUUCAAGUGUGGUGAUGGAAGAUGAGAACAAUAGGAAGAGGAAACGAGAGUCUUACACGGACUUGCUGAGGUGGGUUACUAACGUCGCGAAAGAUCCUUGUGAUCCUGCCAUUGGGUCUUUGCCAGAAAGGUCUAAGUGGAAGUUUUACGGGAAUGAUGUAAUUUGGAAGCAGGUUCUGCUGCUGCGAGAUGAAAUGCUUUUGAGAAGAAAUGCAGAUACGAGUGCUCAGUGCUCGAUAUGGCAGAUUAAACAGAAGAUGCAUCCAUCUAUGUAUGACGAGGAUGCUGCUGCUGAGAGAGUAAGAUGUAGCCAGCGGGUUCUAGUUGCUAAAAAUCCAUUGAAGAAGGCUCUCUUUUCAGCAUCAUCAUCCUCAAGUUAUCCAAGUGAUGAGGAUCCGAUUGAUGGACCUGCUGAUUCUUCUGCAGAGUCAGAAGUUGGUCUUUAUUGGAAACAGCGUCGAAAGAGAAUACCAGUUGGACCACAGUUUCAAGCAGAUAUUCCUGAAUGGAGGCAGGAGAAGUGUGAAAGUGACUCCAAAUGGUUGCGCACCCAAAUCUGGCCGCUAGACAAACAAGAAAAAAACAGAAUGUUGAUUGAAAGAGAUCCUAUUGGAAGAGGAAGAGAAGAUAUAUGCGGCUGCCAAUACCCAGGUUCUUAUGAAUGCAUCAAGUUUCAUCUUGCUGAGAAACGGAGAAAGGUUAAACUUGAGUUGGGAUCAGCCUUUUAUCGUUGGAAAUUUGACUUGAUGGGCGAAGAAGUUGCACUUUCUUGGACAAAAGAAGAAGAAAAGAAAUUCCAGGAUAUAGUGAAAUUGAACCCUUUGUCGACAAACAAGAGUUUUUGGAAUGAAAUAUUCAAGAUCUUUCCUAACAAAAGUAGGGAAUCUUUGGUCAGCUACCACUUUAACGUCUUUCUUUUACGGCGCAGAGGUCACCAGAAUCGGACAAAUGCAAGUAUUAUCGACAGUGAUGAUGAUGAACCAGAGUACGGACCUCGAACUAAUUGUUUUGGGAGGGAUUCAAAAUUCUCCAUCUUUUGUUCCCCACGGAAAGAGCAUCUAGAUUCGAGAUAGUAAUUGAAUGUUUAUAUAUACCACGGCGUUGUUCAGAAAUGUAAAUUGCAGGUUUUUGUUGUGCUUUUGCUCAUCAGCAAUUUAUACCAGCAAAUUCUUAUCUUCUGUCAGUUGCAAAGUGCAGACACGUGAUACCAUCUGAAAAUUGUAUAUUUUUGAGUUGGUGGAUACUUUGGUUACAAAGAAGGUUCAAGGACAUACUUUUUGCAUACACAGUUUCCCUACUUUGUUAUUGUUCAAAACACUGAUUAAGAAUGUUAAUUUUACACCUCCUAUCUAUUGUUUGAAAGGAACAAAGUAAGCUUACUCAACACUCAACAAUUAAGUCUGCAAGUUUAUGUACAGUAACUAAUGUUAUGAUUUGCUGAUAUGGAUCUCUA